Messenger RNA from Plectropomus leopardus (leopard coralgrouper), 1576 nucleotides. The record is from RefSeq and is a predicted model, not a curated record. NCBI's taxonomy places the organism in Eukaryota, Metazoa, Chordata, Actinopteri, Perciformes, Serranidae.
AAUCAGUGACUUUACCCAUCUCUGGUAUCAACUAAAAGACAUGAAUAAAUGUGGCUUUUUUGUGCUUUCAUUACAGGCGAGAUUAUUUGAUGAGCCUCAGCUUGCCAGUCUCUGCUUGGACACAAUAGACAAAAGCACUGCGGACGCAAUAAACGCAGAGGGCUUUACAGAUAUUGACCUCGACACCUUAUGUGCAGUGCUACAAAGAGACACACUCAGCAUCAGGGAGAACCGCUUGUUUGGGGCAGUGGUACGCUGGGCAGAGGCCGAGUGUUACAGACAACAGCUUCCCCCGACCUCGGAGAACAAACAGAAAGUUCUUGGGAAAGCCCUCCCGCUCAUCCGCUUCCCACUCAUGACUGUUGAGGAGUUUGCUGCAGGGCCUGCCCAGUCUGGAAUAUUGUUCGAUCGGGAGGUGGUAAAUCUGUUUUUACACUUUACAGUAAACCCCAAACCACGGGUCGACUACAUCGACAGGCCCCGCUGCUGCCUCAGGGGGGAGGAGUGCAGCAUUAAUAGAUUCCAGCAGGUUGAGAGUCGAUGGGGGUACAGUGGUACCAGCGACAGAAUCAGAUUCAAUGUUAACAGAAGAAUAUCUAUAGUGGGUUUUGGCUUGUAUGGUUCAAUACAUGGACCCACUGACUAUCAGGUCAACAUACAGAUCUUGGAAAGUGACAAACGCAUUACACUGGGGCAGAACGACACAGGUUUCAACUGUGACGGCACCGCAAACACAUUCAGAGUGAUGUUCAAAGAGCCUGUGGAAAUCCUACCCAAUGUCAGCUACACUGCAUGUGCCACCUUAAAGGGCCCAGAUUCCCAUUAUGGCACCAAAGGGUUGAAGAAAGUGACAAAGGAAUCAGCAACAGGGACCAAGACAACGUUUUUCUUUUUUAGCUCACCAGGAAAUAACAACGGUACAUCUGUGGAGGACGGGCAGAUACCAGAGAUCAUCUACUACACUUAGACUUAACACAGUGUCAAGCAGGUACACUGAACCAGAGAGACCUCAGACUGCUGCAAGACUGGACUGCUGGAGAUUAACGUAGUGCCUCAUGAUCCCUCAGAAUGAAGAAUGUGUGUGUUUGAGAGUGUGUAUAUAUGUUGUAUGUGCGUAUCUGUCGAUACAUUAGUGGUGUACAGAUUGAGCACGAAUGUGGAAACAAGCAGAGUUGUGAACAAAUCGCAGCUCUGCUGUGAAACAAAGUUUUAGGGCAUAAACUGCAUCAUCAGUUGUAAAUGAUGUCCAUACUGACGGACCUGUCUGUGUGUUGUUGUCAUUUAGCUGCCAGUGCCAGAGUUAAUCCUGCACAAGUCAAACUACAGAGACAGGUACCAGUUGUCGGUCGGCGCCAUUUCAUUUUAUUUUCUCAGUUUUUGCGGAUGCAUCUACUGAAAGUAUAAUAAUUGCAUAUUUUUUAUUGUGCACUUUUAUCAUUUAUUCAGCAGGUGUCUUUUGUUUUUGCAUUGUAUUAAGGAUCCAUGUGUGUUAUGUAACGUUGCCAGUGGUACAUGCUGUAAUUUAUGACUUCAUGUUUGCUUAGCACUUCAUUAAAAUGUAAAAAAUGAACACUCA